ACUUGUUAUGUUAAUGUUUGCUGUUUGCUUCUCCGAUACACCGAUGAUAACUGCACAAAAAAAUAUAAUUUUUAUGCUCAUUGGCCAUUGCCCAUCGGCAACGCUAUUCACUAUUCAGUAUUAUAUAGUAUAAUAUUUUUCAUCUUAGUUUAUUGUAAUUUGUAAGUGGUUGCGGUUGCUACAUGCCACUUGCUAGUUGCUAGUACUUGGAAAUUGUCACUGGUGGUGUCUUCUUAAUUUAGUUAUUAAUAUCAAUAUUCAAGUUUUUUUCUUCCGAUUUUCGUGCUCCGUGACGUAAAUAUUGUAGUUUCCAAUCAUGGAUUCAGACAAGUCGACGUUUCAACCCAUAGAUUUAGUGGGCAAAGUUAUAAUUAAAGUUCAAUUAGGCGAUGACAUAAGAAAAGUGUUAAUUCAUAAUGAAUCUAUAACAUAUGAUGAAUUAUUAUUAAUGAUGCAACGAAUAUUUAAUGGAAAAUUAACAGCUAAUGAUGAUCUCACCAUCAAAUACAAAGACGAAGAUGGAGAUUUGGUUACUGUGUUUGAUAGUCAAGACUUAUCAUUUGCUUUACAAACAAGUAGGGUCUUAAAACUGCAAGUAUUUAUGAAUAACUUAAGCUAUCAAGAACGACUGAAGUCAAAACUAAAUCCUGACGAACUAAAAAAACAAUUGCGAGAAAUAAGAGAUGCUGUGACAUGGUUAUUAGAUACAAUUGAAGUUACUAGUGAAGGAAACAAUAAUAAUAUGUCAAAUCCUAUACAACAAGAACCAGUGAAUGUUGCAUCAGCAGAAAUACCAACAGAUAAUGGAGUUACUAAAGAAUUUGAUCCAUUACGUAAUUCUAAAGAAGAACGUUCAAAAACUCCUCAAACUUCACAUCAGGUUAAAUCUGAAGUAUCACAGGAUAGUUUAGCUAUAUCUCAACCUCAAAGACAAACUCCGCCAGUUCAGCAGCCUCAAAUUCCUCAAACUAUGUAUAAUGGACAAUCUCAAGGCAAUAUGAAUCAACACAAUCCUUAUUCUGGAGGACAAAUCCCUCCACCACAAGGGCCUCAGACUAAAUGGGUGAAUCCUUAUCAGCAACCUGGAAUGCGUGCAUCCUAUCCAACUGCUCAAUACUCUUAUCUAUAUUCUACACAAAUACCAGCAUCUGGUUAUUCCCAGAUUACAGCUCAAAUGAAACCACCUACUGGAAAUCAGCCUGUUCAUUCGUUGUAUUAUCCGACUAAUACAACCCCCAAUCCACAAUAUUCUGCUUCUCAGUAUCCAGGACAAUAAUGAUGAAAGUUACUAUGAUAUAACCGCCAACUGAAUGGACUGAUUUACCCAUUUAACAUAUUAAUAUAAUAUAAAUAUAGUGUUUUAUAAGUACAUUCAAAACUUGUUUUAAACUUAAAAAUAAUUAUUCAAAGGACUUGAAAUAAUUGAAUGGUUUAUUAAAAAGGACAAAUGUUUAAUUAAUAUUAUGUAGUAUUUUCAAUUUUAGAGUUUUGUUUUGGAAUUACAAAUUAUUUGUAUUUAAAAUUGACAUAAAUAUAUAAGUUAAUAUUAAGGAAUUUCCCUAUUUAUAUACUUAAAAAAAAAUUUUGCACAACCUGUUUGCAGAUUUUUGCAAAUACUGUUUUUAAAGAAUGAUAAACAAUUUUCAUAUUUUUAGUUAUUGCAUUCCAUCAGGCAGUUUGUAAAUUUUUAUUUUAUGAAAUUUGAUUGAUAAUUUUUCUUGCUAAUACACUAUUGAAAAAAAUAUUUAAUAUAUUAUCCACAUCUUUUAUUAACUAAGGUGUUAAUAAAAUAAAAUAAUGUUGAUAUAUAUAUUUUUUUUAAAGGUGAAAUUUCUACCCAUCGUAAUUAUUAAUUAUGUUAUUAAUUUUAUUUUUGGCUAUAUUUAUAAUUUAUUUUAAAAAUUCUGUAUACAUUUAAAAUAUAUUGAAAAAGAAAUAUACAUUCUCAUGUAUAUUUUCAUUUGUUUAUAUUGUAAUGUAUUUGUAUACCACUCAUGUACUGUAAUUUUUCUACUUUGAAAAAUUAAAUAGAUUAAAGAAAUAUACCAAAAUAUCAUUUCCUAGGAA
Messenger RNA from Acyrthosiphon pisum (pea aphid), 2067 nucleotides. Its product is annotated as protein TFG. Gene Ontology annotation, cellular component: endoplasmic reticulum exit site. The record is from RefSeq and is a predicted model, not a curated record. Gene Ontology annotation, molecular function: identical protein binding. The transcript is spliced from 7 exons. Bases 317 to 1276 code for a protein of 319 amino acids. Lineage: Eukaryota; Metazoa; Arthropoda; Insecta; Hemiptera; Aphididae. Gene Ontology annotation, biological process: endoplasmic reticulum to Golgi vesicle-mediated transport; COPII vesicle coat assembly.